Medicago truncatula (barrel medic) is the source of this 1288-nucleotide messenger RNA. RefSeq names its product fasciclin-like arabinogalactan protein 12. Gene Ontology annotation, biological process: plant-type secondary cell wall biogenesis. The transcript has a single exon. The record is from RefSeq and is a predicted model, not a curated record. Bases 104 to 916 code for a protein of 270 amino acids. NCBI's taxonomy places the organism in Eukaryota, Viridiplantae, Streptophyta, Magnoliopsida, Fabales, Fabaceae. Gene Ontology annotation, cellular component: plasma membrane.
UGUAUGCUGGCAAUUUAAGUUUCUAAAGAAACAUUUCACCAAACUUCAAAGGAAAAAAACCCUUUCAUGAUUCCAUAUAUUUCCCACCCUCCAUCACUCCUACAUGCAUCAAAGCAUUCACUUCAAGGACCACCCUUCCAUUUUCAACUCCUUUCUACAAAAUAUGGUGAUGAUGAAACAUCCAUUCCUCUCUUUCACACUUCUUCUAAUUGUUUUUUUCUCUUCCACCACCACUUUAGCCCAGAAAUCACCUGCUCCGGCCCCUUCGACUGAUACCGCCCCAACCGACAUUAUCAGAAUCCUCAAAAAGGCUGGAGGGUUCACCACGCUAAUCCGUCUUCUCCAAACCACACAAGUGUCCACCCAAAUCAACUCUCAACUCUUAAACUCGAACGGUGGUUUAACCUUGUUUGCACCAAACGACAAUUCCUUUUCAAGUCUCAAACCCGGCUUCCUCAAUUCGCUUAGCGAUGAACAAAAGAACAAGCUCAUCCAAUUCCACUUGCUACCUACAUUUGUAUCCAUGUCAAAUUUUGAUACUUUGAGCAACCCGGUGAGAACACAGGCUGGUGAUGACCCUUAUAGGUUGGGACUGAAUGUAACAAGUUCAGGAAACCAAGUGAACAUGACAACAGGUAUUGUUAAUGUCACAGUCGGUGGCACUGUUUACACCGAUCACCAGCUUGCAGUUUACCAAGUGGACAAAGUGCUCCUUCCUCGGGAUUUCUUUGUUGCUAAGCCUCCUGCUCCGGCUCCAGCACCGGAAAAGACUAAGUCGUCUAAGAAGAAAUCUUCUGAUAGCGAUGGUGGAGUUGCAGGAGACGAUGAUUCUGGUGCUGUUAAUGUAAAACAAAGACGUCUGAUGUUGGUUCCUGUUGCUGUUGCUACAAUCAUAGUAGCAAUAUAUUCAUGGUGAAGAAGAUCAUGUACCAAAAGGUUAAAGAUCAUGCAACUGGGGCGGAUUAAUUGAUCUACAUUUUGCAGUCUUAUAUAGUGUUUUUUCAAUUAUAUUGUCUUGUUAAUUUUUCUUUAUUUCUUAUUUCUCACAUGAAUCUAAUCAGUUUGUAUAUGUAAGCUGGUGUUAAAAGAAAAAUGAAUCUAUGUAAAAUUGAGAAAGCUUCCUAUGACAAAAUCAGUUAUCAUGGAACUUUAUGUUAUUAGGAGAAAUCUCAAUGAUUUUGCACAAGAUCACUACUACAGUAUCAUAAAAUUUAGAUAUAUGAGUGGGGGUGAAUUGAUUCUAAGGCCAUUUUUCUUAGAUUCUGUAUAGUAUUGUUUAACUAAUAAA